CUGUUAUUUAGUGACGAAUUUGAAAUACCCGAACUUCCAAAAGGCAAGGAGCUCAGAUUUAUACUGUUGAACUCAUGGGAUGAUCCAUAUAACAUUGGCUUGAAUACCAUUGAGAUCUUUACAGACAAUGGCAAACGGCCUAUUUUAAAAACUGUAAGGUUUUACCAAAAAAGAUUUACUGCCCUAACCUUUUCUAAAUUAAAAAAUUUACAGAAUUACGAUGAAUCUCGAGUUCAUGCCCUUCGAGGUGUACAUGAUCUUGCAAUAACACUGGAGGAUACAGUGAUCUUUCAAGGAGAAAUAACCUGCGCAUUUACUGCGGACAACGAUCUUCGGCCAAUGGGAGAUACUAUAUUGUUCACUACGGAUGAGGCAAUAUUAGAAAGAAUUGCUGAGAAUGAUGUUUGUCUUGUGGAUGAUGAUGUUGUGGCCUCAAGUAUGGACUUGCUGACAUCAGAUACGUUGCUAAAUGGCCGAAAUCUUACUCGAAACCGUGAAGAUAUGUGGUUGGUGCCUUACCGAAGCAAUAGUUCUUUGAAAAAAUAUGCUAAUUUAAAAAAUAUUUUAGGUGUCUGCAUCUGGAAUUACAACGCAUCAUUGGAGAUGUCUUACGCUGGAGUUCGACGUGUUCAGUUCUAUUUUGACGGCAAACCUCUGACGCAGGUUACGCAACUCAGAAAAGCACCAGGUUUUGUAUUCUUCGACUUUGUGCAAGAUGUCAUCUUUCAUCAAAGUUGCUUGUAUCGUCCGCCUUCAAGAUUUGAUUCCACAAUUAUUUCGGGAUUUAUAUACCAAGUCCGGUUAUUAUCAACAUGGGGCGAUGAAUUUUAUAUCGGUUUAAACGGCAUCGAAUUAUAUGACGAAAAUGAUCAACUGAUCAAACUGGGACCGAAUUUGGCAGUUUAUGAGGGAGCCUUUCACAUCGCUGCUUUUCCCGAAAGUGUGAAUAUUCUGCCAGGAGUGCAUGGAGAUCCAAGAACAAGCGAAAAUCUUAUUGACGGUAUUAACGAAACGACUUGUGCAUCACAUAUGUGGCUAACACCGGUGCUUCCAAAUCGCUGUGUUCGCGUCUUUGUGAUAUUUGAUUAUUCUAUAAAAAUUCUGAAAAUUAUUCUAUACAAUUACACAAAAACACCCGAACGAGGAGCAAGGCAUGUUUCGGUUUCUGUCGACGACCUUAUCGUUUUUAGUGGAGAAGUUCCACCUAGUACUCUGUCUUCAACUGGUAAACUAGUGAUCAUUUUGAAGGAGUAA
Enterobius vermicularis (human pinworm) is the source of this 1254-nucleotide messenger RNA. The record is from the annotation of a GenBank genome assembly. NCBI's taxonomy places the organism in Eukaryota, Metazoa, Nematoda, Chromadorea, Rhabditida, Oxyuridae.